GCUGGAUAAAACUGUGAUGAUCCAGACCUUCAACGUUGAGGCACCAUGCCAGACUGUGGAAGAUUUAACGAAUGGGGUUGUGAUGGCCCAGGUUCUUCAAAAAAUAGAUCCAGCUUACUUUGAUGAAAACUGGUUAAACAGGAUCAAAACAGAAGUAGGAGAUAAUUGGAGGCUAAAGGUAAGCAACCUGAAGAAAAUUUUGAAAGGGAUAUUGGAUUACAACCAUGAGAUUUUAGGGCAACAGAUUAAUGACUUCACCCUUCCUGACGUUAACCUCAUUGGAGAGCACGCUGAUGCUGCGGAGCUUGGAAGAAUGCUUCAGCUCAUUUUGGGAUGUGCUGUAAAUUGUGAACAGAAGCAAGAGUACAUCCAGACCAUAAUGAUGAUGGAAGAAUCAGUUCAACAUGUUGUCAUGACAGCCAUUCAGGAGUUGAUGAGUAAAGAGUCUCCAGUCUCUGUUGGAAAUGAUGCUUACGUUGACCUUGAUCGUCAGCUGAAGAAAACUACAGAAGAAUUAAAUGAAGCACUAGCAACAAAAGAAGAAAUUGCCCAGAGAUGUCAUGAGUUAGAUAUGCAGGUUGCAGCCCUUCAAGAAGAGAAGAGCAGUUUACUUGCUGAGAACCAGGUCCUGAUGGAACGUCUGAACCAAUCUGAUUCCAUUGAAGAUCCCAACAGCCCUGCAGGUCGUAGGCACUUGCAGCUGCAGACCCAAUUAGAACAACUCCAAGAGGAAACAUUCAGAUUAGAAGCUGCCAAAGAUGACUAUCGAAUACGCUGUGAAGAACUAGAAAAGGAAAUUGCUGAAUUGAGACAACAGACAGAAGAGCUUACUACAUUGGCAGAGGAGGCUCAGUCCUUGAAGGACGAGAUAGAUGUACUCAGGCAUUCUUCUGAUAAAGUGGCCAAGUUAGAAAGUCAAGUAGAAUCGUACAAAAAGAAAUUGGAAGACCUGGGUGAUUUGCGGCGGCAAGUGAAACUCUUAGAAGAGAAGAAUACAGUGUACAUGCAAAACACUGUGAGCCUGGAGGAAGAACUAAGGAAGGCCAAUGCAGCACGUAGCCAGCUGGAGACAUACAAGAGACAGGCAGUUGAACUACAAAACAGAUUAUCUGAAGAAUCCAAGAAAGCUGAUAAAUUAGAUUAUGAAUGCAAACGGCUGAAAGAAAAAGUAGACAGCCUCCAAAAAGAAAAAGAUAGGUUAAGAACAGAAAGAGAUUCUUUGAAAGAAACUAUUGAAGAACUCCGAUGUGUACAAGCGCAGGAAGGUCAACUCACCACUUCAGGUUUGAUGUCCCUCGGAAGCCAGGAACCUUCAGACAGUUUAGCAGCAGAAAUUGUUACUCCUGAAAUCAAGGAGAAACUCAUUCGCCUUCAGCAUGAGAAUAAGAUGUUAAAGCUGAACCAGGAAGGUUCUGACAAUGAAAAGAUCGCCUUGUUGCAGAGCCUGCUUGAUGAUGCAAAUUUACGGAAGAAUGAACUGGAGACAGAGAACAGGUUGGUAAAUCAGAGACUUCUAGAAGUACAAUCCCAGGUUGAAGAACUACAAAAAUCUUUGCAGGAUCAAGGUUCAAAAGCUGAAGAUGCUAUUUCAGUUCUUCUGAAAAAGAAACUAGAAGAACAUCUUGAGAAGCUCCAUGAAGCUAACAAUGAGCUACAGAAGAAACGAGCUAUUAUUGAGGACUUGGAACCAAGAUGUAAUAACAGUUCACUGAAAAUUGAAGAGUUACAAGAAGCUUUGCGGAAAAAGGAGGAAGAAAUGAAGCAAAUGGAAGAGCGAUACAAAAAGUAUUUGGAAAAGGCCAAGAGCGUCAUCCGUACCUUAGAUCCUAAACAAAACCAAGGUGCAGCUCCUGAAAUUCAGGCUCUGAAAAAUCAAUUACAGGAACAGGACAGAUUGUUUCAUUCGUUAGAGAAAGAAUAUGAAAAAACAAAGAGUCAAAGAGAGAUGGAGGAGAAACUUAUCGUUAGUGCCUGGUACAAUAUGGGAAUGACUCUGCAUAAAAAAGCAGCGGAAGACAGACUGGCUAGUACAGGCUCGGGACAGUCCUUCUUGGCUAGACAAAGGCAAGCCACGAGCACAAGGAGAUCUUACCCGGGUCAUGUCCAGCCAGCAACGGCAAGUGAUGUGGUUGCAUGACCUGCAGCAUUAUUGUAACAGGGACUGUUCAGUGCAUGACUUGCUUUUCUGUCCAGACUGCAUAACCAAAACUUAACCUGUUCUACACUUAAGACUCACGGGCAUCUGGUUUCAAAGAGAGAGAUCCACUUGCAGAGAAACUUACAUCUUGGGGAGUGGCUUCCCCAUUUCCCAUCUCAAUUUUCUCUCUCGCGUCACAAAAAGUCUCCUAUGAGGCUAGAAGAGAGAAAAUCCAGUAUUCAGAAGUCCACAGAAGUCAUUCUGCAAACUGAAAGAGCGCUGUCAGCUCUACGUUUUACUUCUGUCCUGUCUGUCCACUUAACUUAAUUCUGAUUAACAGUAUUAACACACAGACUUCCUGCGACAUUUUCAUGUACUGAACUAUAAAAGUCUAGUUUCAGUGAGUUCAUGAAAGCACCUUUUGGUUACUGGAGCAAUUUUAAAGUAAACGUACCCUUAACGGAUCCACUUGGAAUCUUUAAUUAGAGCCGAGAAGGUGUUCUCACAGGAGAAAUGACUAAUGAAUCACUGCUUGGCCAGCCCAUCUUCCUUAGAAAACCAAGCAAGAUUCAUCUGAUAAUCUCCGAGCCAGGCAAACUAUUGAGCAGUAUUUUGUUCACAGACACUGCCUGCUUCCUUAUUAUGUAUAUACACAGUAGUUGGUGGCUGUCGUAUUUUUCUCUCUACAUUUUAGCUGUGUUGUCAGUUUCCUUCAGAGGCAUUUUUUCCAAUUCCUGUACAAUUGUUAAACAAUCUGAGGAAAGAACAUGGAUGGAGAUAACAAGUAUGAAAGCAGUCUACAAUUUCAGUAUUAUGCAUAUGGUCCUUGCCAGUUUAUAAUUUGGAUCGUUUAUCUUUUACCUGUACUAUUACCUUUUUUUUUUUUUUUUCCUCCUGAUCCCAGUCUUAGCUAUUUCAUUUCCAAUUGCACUAGCAUGGCUGUUUCUUUGUAUUAUGAAGUUUUGCUAUAAGAUUUUGCCGUAUGUAGACAGUGUAACUCAAAAUGCUUUGUGCUGCCUAUAUUAAUUUUAAAAGCUGCUUAUUUAAUAUUCUUAAAUAUCUGCACAUUUGUACUACUACUGUAUUUUCAUUUUGUGUUGGACCUCCAGCACCGGCAGGAUUCAAAGAUGAGCGGGUGCUGUUGUGUUCUGGGGAUAGACAUUUAUUGUAUAGGAGUUAGUCUGUAACAUAUAGGGGAGGGGGCUUUUAAGCCGUAGGACUUGCCAAAAAAUCUGAAAAGAAUGAAUGAAUGAUGAGUACUUUAUGUUGUUUGGUUUAAGUCCGAUUCUAGAGAAACCCUAUUCUUGCUCACUUGGACCUCAGUCCUGCAAAAAUAUAAACAUGUCUUUACCCUGCUUACUGCAAUAAUAGUUUUGUGUGUUUGGGCCCGCAGCUGUAACCAUGACCCCUGUUUUUCACGUGAGCACCCCCACGCUGGAGAAGUAUUGUGUUUUCACGGGAAGGUGUGUGCCCCGUGCUGAGGGGAAGGGCUGGUGAGAACCAGGCUCCAGGCUGACUGUGCAGGGGAUGAGCGUUAAGAUCCCAAGAGAGGUUGAAGCUUGAGGCUUGCUCUCUCCUGGGUGAGUAGAGACAGACUGAGGAGCCUGUGGCUGCCAGAAGCUCUUUGGCCAAGAGCAGUCUGGGAAUGCUCCCUGCUGUUUAGGAGAUGGGGACAUGUCUGUCUUGGUCCACCAGGAUCCAGGACUAGUGAAGUCUGACUUGACCCGUAGGAAGUACCAAGCAGGGACGUGCCAAGGGUUCCCGCAGCAGAGGUGGGAGCACCUUGAUCAGACCGAGUCCUGUGGAGAGCUAAAGGAUUUGGAUCUUUUCAGGUCGUAGCCGUAGAUCUCUUAUUAAGCCUUAGGGCAAGCUGUGGUAGCAAAACUUCUCUUUUUGUUGGGUACUAAGGGCAUGGUUUGCAUCACGUUUGCAAGUGCUGCUGCAGCUGGGACCACGUGCCUUCCCCAGGCCUCGCAGUUGCAGGACUUCUGAAGCUGGUAUUUCUGUGCGUGGUGGAUGGGUGGCUGGCUUUGCUGUGCCUGUCUGGAUGGGUGUCCCGAGGCGAAGUGGAGCUCGUUUCUCCCAGUGGUCUGUGCAUAUUAGAAACUACGUAUCAGUUGUUCUUGAACCUGAAGUCAUUUAUUUGUAAGUGUGUUUAGCUUGACAAAAAUUAUCGGCAGAGAAAUGCCAGAUGGAGCCAGUAACUUUCAGUAAAUGAGCUGGCUGUUUUAAUUAGAUUUGCCUAGCAUCUCUGUCAUGAAGUUUUUGCCAGCUCCCAACUCAGAAGUGAUCUCCAGCAUGUCUGAUAUACUAACUUCAUUUGUGCUGCAUAGAAGACUUCUUUUACUUUCUUAAUAGCAGCUUGUUUGACAGUCCUGAAUUAAGUGUUGACCAAUUAUCAAAGUAACUGUUUGUGAAAUUACCGGUGAUAUAUUUUUUUUCAGGUAAGAGAAUGGAUUCCUAGAGCGUCAAAACAUUAAUUUCCCAUUUCCGUUCACCUAUGAAUUCUGUAACUACCAGAUUGUCAUGGUAGCAGUAUUAAUAUAUACAUACCUGUAUAUAGACAAAAAAUUCUCAGUAAUGAUCAUUAGAAUUAAAACAUUUAAUAUUUUUCCCAGUGAAAUACACUAAUGCUUCCAGGGUUACAGAAGAGUGUACAGUUGUUAAACAAGUUGUAAAUA
Molecule: messenger RNA, 4818 nt
Organism: Struthio camelus australis
Lineage: Eukaryota; Metazoa; Chordata; Aves; Struthioniformes; Struthionidae
Source: RefSeq, a predicted model, not a curated record